Molecule: messenger RNA, 537 nt
Organism: Gryllus bimaculatus (two-spotted cricket)
Lineage: Eukaryota; Metazoa; Arthropoda; Insecta; Orthoptera; Gryllidae
Source: the annotation of a GenBank genome assembly
GAAGCACAAUAUAAAUUGAGUCAAGCUGCAUCAUAUGUCAGUCCUUCAUCUUCUCAAAAUGAAACAGUACUGUUUUGUAUUCUUGCAUCUCUUCUUUGCUCUAGCACUAUGCUGGGCACAAAUGACUACAAAACUCAAUUUCAAGAAGAAGAACUCAAAGGAGAAGUUACAAACGACACAAAGUGCUUCUUACACUGUGUGCUUGAGUAUGAAAAUAUAAUGUCUGGAAAUACAAUUAAUACAACUGCACUUAAUUCGGUGUUCGAUCAUCAUGAAGAUAAAUAUAAAAGUGAAAUGAUUGCAGCCGCAAAUGCUUGCCUGAAAGAAAAAGACCCAGCUGAUGGUUGCAACACAGCAUACAAGUUUUCACUUUGUGUUGAUGACGCUACAAGAAAGAUUCGAAAACCUGCAAAUGAACCAAGUGCUCCAGUAUCUUUAGUAGAAUCACUCUACUAAACGAAACUAUUCUAGCAUAAAAUUCAUUCAACGUAACUUCAUCCAUGUUGUAGAAACAUCAGUGUUCACAAUGUUCAAGAA